AUGAUUUACUUCAAGGGCCAAUUUUAUCUUGUUACUUGGAGCGGUGCAUUAGGUAUUAUUGAUUUUCAAGGACCUAAUAGUGUUCCUGAAUCGAACAUAGUUUAUCUUAACGAUGAUAAGAAGUUGUUUCGACAACAUUCAACUCAGUUCUAUCUAGUUGACGUAAACGAUGCACUCUUACUUGUUGCCCGAUUUGGUAGAAGGCGUUCAAAUGCUAGCAGGGCUCUCGAAACUGUUAAAUUUGAAAUAUAUGAAUUAGAUGUAGUGAAAGGUAAUAUGAAAGAGAUUAACAACUUGGGAGAUUCAACAAUUUUUGUGGGCUGUAAUGGAGCAACUUCUAUCGACUCCACUAAAUUUACAGGGGUGAUCAAGCCUAAUCAUAUAUAUUUUACUGAUGAUUGGUUUGAUCAAAACUAUCAUUUGGAAUGUGGUGGUGGAAAAGACAUGGGAUGUUACAAUCUUCAAAAUGGAAAUAUUGAAUCUUUUUAUCCUGAAUUGUCACUAAGUCAUAUUUGUCCGCCAACUUGGGUUAUACCAUCCUUAUGA
Molecule: messenger RNA, 546 nt
Organism: Solanum tuberosum (potato)
Lineage: Eukaryota; Viridiplantae; Streptophyta; Magnoliopsida; Solanales; Solanaceae
Product: putative F-box protein At3g25750
Exons: 1
Coding region: 1-546 (181 amino acids)
Source: RefSeq, a predicted model, not a curated record